GCAUCAUUGUCCUGUAUUUACUAUUGUUGUUACUGGAGUUAUUUUCCUAGUCUGGUGGAUUCUGGAGUCUGCUGAAUUCCUAGACUGUCCUAGUCUGAGUUUUGUUCAUAAAUUGGACAAGUUUUGUCUGAGGAAUCCCUUAUUCCCACACUUGCUGGGGCCCUGAAGUAUUUGCCAAUUCUGGACAUCUAUUGAGAUUGAUGAAUGAUUGUGAUUGCAUUUCCUAACCACUUCUUGUCACAACUAUAAAGAAUUAUAAAGGAAAAUGUCUUCCGGAGAGGUGCCGGAGGUGUCGGGGGUACAGGAGGAGAAGCCUGAGGUGCAGGAGGGAACCGGGGGGCAGCAGGUAGAGCAGGAGCAGUCGAAGGAGAUGCAGCAGGAGAUGGAUAAGACGCAGUUGAGGGAUCAAGAUCAGAUCGAAGGAACUUCCUCAAUUGGCAUAUCUAUUUUUAAUCUAGCCAACUCCAUUUUGGGCAGUGGAAUUUUAGGACUUUCCUAUGCUCUAGCAAACACAGGAAUUCUAUUCUUUUUGUUCCUUUUUAUUAUAGUAUCAUUGCUGACUAGUUAUUCAAUCCAUCUUAUGUUGGUAUGUUCAGAGGCAACAGGAUGUUUGAAUUAUGAAAAAAUAGGUGAGAGAACCUUUGGCUUCAAAGGAAAGUAUACGGUAUUUGGAACCACCUUUCUCCAGACCUUGGGAGGCAUUCUAACUUACCUUUUUAUAAUAAAAAAUGAACUACCCUGGGUAAUGAAAGUUCUUAUGGGAAAGGAAGAAACAUUUACAGCAUGGUAUGUGGAUGAUCGGAUCCUUGUUAUAUUAGUUACUACUAUUAUUGUUUUUCCUCUCUGUCUCAUGAAGCAUUUAGGGUUCCUUGGAUAUUCCAGUGGACUUUCCUUGUCAUGUAUGGUUUUCUUUCUCUUUGUGAUUAUCUAUGAGAAAUUUAGAAUCCCGUGUCCCGGGUCAGGAUUUAAUUCAUCAACUAUUCCUGAAGAAGAACUUCAGAAAAUGUGUAAACCAAGAUACAUUUUAUUUAAUUUUAAGACAGUUUAUGCUUUACCCACCAUUGCAUUUGCAUAUGUCUGCCAUCAAGCAGUCCUGCCAGUUUACAGUAAUCUUAGAAACCGUUCAUUGAAAAGAAUGGAGAUUGUUUCCAAUGUCUCCAUUUUCUCCAUAUGUAUUAUGUAUCUCUUCACUGCGUUUUUUGGCUACUUUACGUUCUAUGGUGAGGUACAUUCAAGUUUACUUCAUACAUACACAGAUAAAAGUCUUCUUAUCCUAAUAGUACGAUUGUCAGUGAUGAUGGCAGUUACCCUCACAAUUCCGGUAUUAUUUCUCACAGCUCGCGAUUCUCUGGCUGAGCUACUUAAGAAACCAGUCUUCAAUUUAAUUGAACGUAUUGUGAUUGCUGUUAUAAUCUUGGGUUUUGUUGACACUUUAGUAAUCUUUGUACCCACCAUGAAAGACCUUUUUGGAGUUCUGGGAACAACCACUUCCAAUAUGUUGAUCUUCAUUCUUCCUACAACUAUGUUUUUAAAAAUCACAAAGGAUGAUCCUGAGAAAGAAAAUCAAAGAUUUGGGGUUUCUCUUCUCUUGGGAUUAGGAAUCCUGUUCUCUCUCAUCAGCAUUCCUCUGGUCAUCUAUGAUUGGAUAGCUUCUACAUCUACACCUGAAGGAAAUUGAAGCAGUCUAGAUUUGGGAAAUUAACAUAUUCUUGUUUGCUGUUUAUUCAACUUACCUUCAAUCAAAUUCUCUCCUCCAUUGCUAUGUUUACUAGUUUACAUUGUAAAAAAAAAAUUGUAAACAGCUGAGAUUGUAUAACCAGACACCCAUUUGAAAUACAGUUAUAUCUCUCUGUUUGGGAUCAUUUUAA
Messenger RNA from Antechinus flavipes (yellow-footed antechinus), 1868 nucleotides. Its product is annotated as sodium-coupled neutral amino acid symporter 1-like. Gene Ontology annotation, molecular function: L-glutamine transmembrane transporter activity. The record is from RefSeq and is a predicted model, not a curated record. Gene Ontology annotation, biological process: L-glutamine transport; amino acid transmembrane transport. Bases 266 to 1678 code for a protein of 470 amino acids. Lineage: Eukaryota; Metazoa; Chordata; Mammalia; Dasyuromorphia; Dasyuridae. The transcript is spliced from 15 exons.